Sebastes umbrosus (honeycomb rockfish) is the source of this 3395-nucleotide messenger RNA. RefSeq names its product MSL complex subunit 1b (gene msl1b). The record is from RefSeq and is a predicted model, not a curated record. The coding region runs from base 230 to 1813 and encodes 527 amino acids. Gene Ontology annotation, cellular component: MSL complex. The transcript is spliced from 9 exons. Lineage: Eukaryota; Metazoa; Chordata; Actinopteri; Perciformes; Sebastidae.
CAUGUCCAUCAGCUCAUUGCGCAUGCGCAGUAGAGGCGCUGUAACACAGGUCUUGAGGAGGGAACAUGAACAUGAAGGCUCUUAAGGGCUCCUGAAGGCUCCUAGAGGCAGGUGGACUUGAGAUAGCAGUCGAGUGCAGCAGCUGCAGAGUUCUUCUCAUGGGAGGGAGCUGUGGAUAAGAUGCACCGCCGAGGCGCUGCAGGAUGAACCAGUCGUUGUCGUGUUCGCCAUGACUCUGAGGUCCACACUGUUUCCACACACCGGAUUCAAGCAGGACACUGACACCAUCGACUUCGACAAAGCGCAUUUUGGGGCCGUGAGCCUCAAGAGGGAGUCCUGCGACUUUGUUAUAGAUGUUCAAAACGCACACGGGGGCGAGAUCCCGAGCAAAUCAAAGGACUUAGAGCAGAAUUACAUGACAAGCAAAGUUUCCGCCACAGUUGCAGAAGUAGUUCAAGGAGACAGUAAAACUGUGGGGGUAUUGUCCCCUGUCAGACAAAUGGGGGGUGAGGGAACCCCAGUGAAAGGUAAACCCCUCUCUGCUGACAACAUGGAUAACCCUCAGAUGGCUCUGAACAAUAACCCCAAGGAUGCAGGUGUGGACGACAGCGUGAAGGGGCUCGUCCCCGGAGUCCUCGGCACCGCAUCCAUCGAGCUGUCCUCUGAGGGCAAGUGGAGGAACAUCAGGAAGACCCCUGCAAAUCCCCACACGCAGGCCAAUUGCCUCCGGCAGAUUCUCCUCCUCCAACUGGACCUCAUUGAACAACAGCAACAACAGCUGCAGUCCAAGGACAAGGAGAUAGAUGAGCUCAAAUCAGACAAGGAGACACUGCUUGCACGUAUUGAGCGCAUGGAGCGUCGCCUGCAGCUCACAAAGAAGGACCCACCACGUGACAAGCGCCUUUUCCAGCCCCUGGAGCCAUGGACCCCUGACAAAGAGGACAUGUGGGAUCUGGAUGUAGAGGAGAGUCCACAGCCCAACACAGCCACUCCGCUCGCCUUUAGUCGGGGUGGCAAAGGUCAAAAGAGAAAAUCUUGCUUUGGAGAUGCAAAAGGGCAGAAAUCGCGGGGCAAAAGUGCCAAGCUCAGCCCCCAGAAGUCUGAGCUUCAGCCCGGCUCUCCCAAUCAAAGAGAGCUGCGCAGUAAGGAAACCCCAGAGAAGACCCUUCCCAUGAGGUUGGGGGCUGAAAGGGACCUUAUGCUCACGUGCAAAGAGGAGCCCGAGCUGGGCUGUCAGAUCGAAGACCUGCCCUUCAUGUCUACUACAGAGAUGUACCUCUGUUGCUGGAACCAACCUCCUCUUUCUCCUCUGCGUGAGACUUCCCCUAAAAAGGAAGAAGAGGUGGCCAGUGAGUGGACUCCUCAUGUAGUACAUGAUAUGCUGAUUGUUUUUCCAUCUUGGAGGGAAAAUCAUAUCGAGCCUUUGGAAGAGGACCCCUCCUGUAACCCCUCUGAACCGCUGGACGACAAUGUGUUUUUGAAACGCCACUCGAAGCUGGAGUUGGAUGAGAAGAGGAGGAAAAGGUGGGACAUCCAGCGAAUCAGAGAGCAGCGCAUGUUUCAGCGUUUGCAGCAGCGCAUGAACAGGAAGAAAACCGUCCCGGAGACCGAGCCAGAGCUCUCAUCCUUCUAUCCCGACACUGAAGAUGUUGAAACUAUCGUGAUCACUCCCUUCUUGCCUGUGGUUGCAUUUGGCCGGCCGUUGCCCAAACUCUCACAACAGAACUUCGAGCUGCCUUGGCUGGACGACCGAAGCCGAUGUCGCAUUGAGGUGCCCAAAAAACACACUCCUCACCGGACCUGUCGGAAGUGAAACUCUGAUGUGUGUAACAGCGGAGAGGUGCCGCUCCAUGCCCAGAUUAGAAAAUGCUAUAUUUGUCUUGCCUGGUGGGGGGAAAAGACAAGCCACCAGUCGCUAUGUAUAACUGCUGUUGCUUUCAGUCUGAAGUGUCACCACUGACCAGCUGAUCUCCUGCAGAAUAUUAUAGAAGGACGGGAGAUGGCUUGAUAUUUUUGGUCUCAUUUGCACUUAUGAAAGGGAGAUUAAACGCCUGAUGCCACAAGAUUACAGUCCCUGUGUUAGCAGCUGUUGAAGAUUACACAUCAGUUUAUACUCUUAAAUAAAAUGUAUGUUAUCUGCAUGUCCUGUAACAUGUUUAAAAUACAUUUUGUAGCAGCUGUGCCAUCCAAAAUUGAUUUUAUCAACAUAAAAGUGGAGUUUCUGUCACUUUUAUGGACUCUAAUCUUGGGUGGUAAAAAAAAAAACAUUGGUUGCCAUUUUGACUAAAAAGUAGCGCUUACGUCAUGAGCAAAUCUUCUUCUGGCUAGUCCUACCGCACUCAUUCUCCCUGCGCAAGUGGAAAAAAUAUCAGAAUCUGACUGUAUCGUGCUGUGUAUUGCCUAUAUCGUUGUUCGCACACAACUUCAAAUACGAUUUUUAUCAAUGUUUAGUGUGAUAUCGGGAGAUUUGAGACACACUCAGCAUGAUUUCAUAUUAAAAAAACUGCAGUUCAGCCAAUCUAAUAUAAGAAAAAGAUAACAAAAAGCAACCAAAUGAUUGUUCUGUGUUGCUGGUUGCUUUAUGAAAACAACGGCACGGAUAAUUAGACAGGUGGUCAACUUGGCGUGAAACCCAGUGUUCUGUUCCCUGUUCUGUUUCUAUUAGUUUGUUUUUUUAAUGUGAGUUGCAUGGACUCUAUUUAGCUGUUUCUAAAAAUACAUGGUAGCAUGGCUUCAUCCCUGGAAUGGAGAAUAAUAUCUGCUCACUGGGCUACAAAAACUACAAAAUAUUGUUCUUGAAAGCAUGACUUCUAGCUGCUCUGUUCAGUGAGAGCCGCCGCGUUCAUCAAUAACGCCAUCUGAUAAUAACAAAGUACAGUUUUGAUCUUUCGUGUUUACAAUCUGUAAUACGCUUACAUCCAGUAAAUAUUAGGCAAGUUGUGUGUAUGCAUCUGGUCUCUAGUUAUCUGACAUUCAAGGGAACCAUUUUAGACAAUAAAUAAGCUUUCUAGCUGUAGUUCUAGCGAUGUUCACCGGUAUGCUCUUUAACAUGCUGCCAGUUAAUCUCUCCCUCUCUGAGUUGACUUCUGCUCGUGUUUUCUUCCUCGCUGCGUUUGCUCGACCUCUUUUUACAUAUGAUGCAACGGCUUUCUGCAGCUCCAAACUGCCAGGCGUACGUGAAGGCAGGUUUUGGAAAUACAAAGUUGAUUUUUUUUUUUCUCUUUUUCUGUACAUAGCUUCCAGAAACAAAUGUACAUAAAACAUGGCUGUUAUUUUUUUAUUAUUUAAUGUUGGAAGUGUUGAGUACAUUCAAUAUUGUUCUAUGAUUGUAUGUUGACAAACUGACAGUUUUGAAAGUUACAUUUUUUUGGAAUAAAAUUAACAUGUCUACGAUA